AUGAGAGCCGCGAAAGCGAAUUACAAGCUACUUCAACACCGCUACGAUAGCGAAAUGCGACCAUUCCACAGCGAUCUGUACGAGCUACGAAGGCUGCAAGUCGAGAACGCGGAGCUCAAGAAGAAGCUUGCUGACGAGCAGCAAGCAAGACUCAAUCAAGUCUCAACAGAGACGCAGAAGGAGGGCGACGAAGCUCCAGAAAAGGAGCAGUCGCAGCUCAAUGAAGUCUUGAAGAAGAUUGAGACAGAGCGUGAUGAAGCACGCAAAGAAAUCGAAACAUACAAAUCGCUACUGAGCGAUAAGGAAACUCUUGUCGCCGAGGCGGACUCCCGGACUCAAGCACUCGAAGUCAAGGUCGCAGACCUGAAAACCCAGCUCAAGACUGCGAAGCAGUCGCUGGCUACUGCAAAAACAGGCAACGGUGCUGAAACUGUCGACCCGUUCAGCGAUCCUCGAGUCCAGGCUGUUCAAAUGCAGCUGAACGACACCAAAGAUCGGCUGGGCAAAGCUGACAAACGUGUGAGCGAGUUGGAAUGUACAGUAAGGGAAUCGGAAUCUACAAUGCGCCAAUGGCACAAAGAGGCUGCAGACUUCCGGGCCGUCCACAACAACGUGCAGCGUGAGCUGCAGGCUGCAAAGGAGAGCCUCGACGAGACAUCUAGAGACGCCGCGUCAAAGAAGCGAGGAAAGGAAGCCGCGGAACGCGCAGCAGCAGAGUAUGCCGAGAAGCUGAAGGCUAUGAAUGGUCAGCGGCAAGAAGCCAAGAAUGAAGUGUUGCAACUACAACAAGUCCUGAAGGUCGUUGAGCAGAAAUUUGAGAAGGCAGAUUCAGAUCGCAAUGCUGUGCGUGAGGAGUUUGAGAACUACCAGUCCAACCACGACACCGACAGUGCCAACCUCACCAACGCAGAGCGAGCCCUCAAAACCGAGCAGCAGAGUCAUACUGACACGCAGACCCAGUUGAGGGAGUUGCAGAGCGACUAUGCGACACUGAAGCAGGAGAAAGAAGACCUGGAGGCCGUACCAAGCAACGUCGUGAACGACAACACCAGCAACGCAAGAUGUGCCAAUUGCGCAAAGGCGGAAGCGGCACUGGACGAAUGUCAGCGGGCAUACCUGAGAAAGAGCGAUGAGCUUCGUUCCGCGAAAGCUGAAAUCCUUGAGCUCGAAGACGAGCUCGAAGAUAAGGAGCCUAAUGUGUACCAAAAGCAAAUAAAGGACCUUGAGCAGCAGCUCGAGGACUGGCAGGACAACUACGAUACCAUGAAGACAGAGCACGACAAACUGAAGAAGAAGCUCAAAGCUGCGAACGGCGCCACUGGGGACACGCCAGAGACGUCGCCACCACGGAAGUCUGCACGAGAGAUCAUCAGAGAGAAGUCAAGCGAAUCACCUAUCAGAAAGACUGCUGCCACGGAGGCUACAAAGAGCACUCCAGCCGCGCCAAACGGCAGGAUAAUAAAGGCCCUGCCCACGGGUCAGAGAUUCGCCAAGGCCAAAGCCGCGGCGGACAUGGAUGCAGCGAAGAUCGAUCUGUAUAAUUGA
Cyphellophora attinorum is the source of this 1545-nucleotide messenger RNA. RefSeq lists its product as uncharacterized. Lineage: Eukaryota; Fungi; Ascomycota; Eurotiomycetes; Chaetothyriales; Cyphellophoraceae. The transcript has a single exon. The coding region runs from base 1 to 1545 and encodes 514 amino acids. The record is from RefSeq and is a predicted model, not a curated record.